AUGAGAAGUUUUAUUAUAAUAUUCGUAUCAUGUUAUGUGGUUCAUUCAAAGGCUAUCGAAUGUGGUAUUGGCAAAUCUAACAGAGAUGAAAUUAGACAAGCACUUGAAACGUGUGUCAAAAACAACGACACCCUGAACAAGAUCUGGGAAAUGACGAUGUCAUCUUCCCAAUCAAUGCCUUCUGGUGUGGAAAAGGAAUCAGACUCGACGGAAGAAGAAAAAGGCAAACCAAUCUCUGGAACCAAUGCAAAAAACUCAAGAAACGGUAGAGGAAGUAGAAUUAAAAGAGCUAAAUCAGGCAAGUCCUUCAGUAACCAACAAUCAACUACAAUGAGGAGUAACAACAAUAAGAAUAAGAUGAACGAUUCUGACGAAGAUGAAUCAAAUAACGGCAGCAAUGAUUUGUCUGAAGAAACAGCGAACAGCAGCCAAAGUGCAUCGGAAAAAUGCAUCGUUCACUGUGUUCUAGAACAACUGAGCAUGACUGACGAUAAUGGUUUCCCAGAUCAUUCAAAAAUUAUCAACGAGUUGAUGAAAGAUAAUCCUAAACGUGAAGUGAAGAAUUUUCUGCAAGAUACCACUGACGAAUGUUUCCAAGAAGUUGAUGAAGCAAAUGAGUCUGAUUCCUGCGAAUAUUCCAACAAACUAAUCAUCUGCUUGGCUGAGAAAGGAAAAUCGAAUUGUGCUGAUUGGCCAGCUGGGACCCUACCAUUUUGA
This is a messenger RNA of Phaedon cochleariae (mustard beetle), 717 nucleotides long. The record is from the annotation of a GenBank genome assembly. NCBI's taxonomy places the organism in Eukaryota, Metazoa, Arthropoda, Insecta, Coleoptera, Chrysomelidae.